GGUUAGCCUAGUUCCUCAAGGAAAGGUAUCAAGCGAUUUUGCUGGAUGGCUACUAUUGACUCUCCACAACCAGCAAUAACAGUACUGUAAAUAAGAUUAUUACACCAAGCUACUUAUGCUCAGAUACUGAUAUUACAACCAAGGUGCCUGUCAGUGUUGCGCUGACCCUCGUUUGAACCUGCCCCCGACAAUUGAGUUUCACGGCUACCUAGUCACGAAGAGUUUUACUACCACGAAUGUCUACUUCAACUCGUCGAGUUUGAUGAACAUCCGACUGCCUUCGACGUUCCCAAGCCUGGGCUGGAAACUCAGCCCCUGCUUGCUUCAUUCACGCCUAGCAGCUGAAUCGAUCCGAUGGUCCUCAUCAGGGUCUCGUUGGAAACAGCGACAAGGCCGUGAUGCGUAUGCACGAGGUGCGAAGGUUCAAGGGCUCAAAAGCCGAGCAGCUUUCAAGCUCCUAGAAAUGGACUCCAAGUACAAGCUGUUCAAAGGCAAUGGGCAGACAGUUGUUGACCUGGGAUAUGCACCGGGCAGUUGGUCGCAGAUUGCCGUGGAAAGGACGAGACCGAAUGGCCGGGUCAUCGGUAUCGACCUCAUCCCAGCCCAGCCGCCUCGUGGUGUAGCUACAUUCCAGGGCGAUUUUCUCUCGCCAGUUGUUCAGGAGAUGGUCAAAAAUUUCAUUCUUGAAAGCCAUCAGAACCCACCUGUUGGUCAGGAAACUGAGAAAUCCGACAUCUCUGUCACAGACGAAGGAAUCACGGUCGACCGCCCUAGCUAUCUCGACAUGGAGCGACACACGGGGCAAAACGAGCCACCAGCAUCUGGACUAGAAGGACCAAGCAAGCGCAUCGUCGAUGUUGUUUUGAGUGACAUGUCAGCACCCUGGGAGCAAACCACCGGCUUUAGCGUGAAGACAUUGAGUAAUCCCUAUCAUAGGCUGAUGAACACGAGCGGAAACGGCUUCCGUGACCAUGUGGGCAGUAUGGACCUUUGCGCUGCUGCUCUACAGUUUGCUAGCGACACUCUUCGAUCUGGGGGACAUUUCGUCUGUAAAUUCUACCAGGGACCCGAAGAUAAGGAAUUCGAGAAAAAGUUGAAAACUCUUUUCACCAAAGUUUUUAGAGAGAAGCCUGAUUCUUCAAGAAAGGAGAGCCGGGAAGCAUACUUUAUUGGCCUACGGAGAAAACCUGGUGUUACGAUAGAACCCACAGGCAUAGACGAAUAGGUCUCGGUGGAUAUGUACAACAUGUGUAUCUGUAGGAAUCAUGCGGCAUUGGAUUUGCUAUCUUAGAAUCCUUUGAGAAGAUUUGUGCCAGGGGCAUGCGAUAUACAAUCACAUAGAAGCCAACAACAUCAUGACGGCAACAAGGCGCGAGAAUUUCAUUGUAGAAUUUUGUGAUACCUAGGCACGCCAAUUCCAUGCAAGACCCAUUUGCCAGUCGUAUUUUGG
Molecule: messenger RNA, 1450 nt
Organism: Fusarium verticillioides 7600
Lineage: Eukaryota; Fungi; Ascomycota; Sordariomycetes; Hypocreales; Nectriaceae
Product: ribosomal RNA large subunit methyltransferase J
Exons: 7
Coding region: 263-1225 (320 amino acids)
Biological process (GO): RNA methylation
Cellular component (GO): mitochondrion
Molecular function (GO): rRNA (uridine-2'-O-ribose)-methyltransferase activity
Source: RefSeq, a predicted model, not a curated record